This is a messenger RNA of Telopea speciosissima, 1770 nucleotides long. RefSeq lists its product as uncharacterized. The record is from RefSeq and is a predicted model, not a curated record. Gene Ontology annotation, molecular function: zinc ion binding. Bases 1 to 1770 code for a protein of 589 amino acids. Lineage: Eukaryota; Viridiplantae; Streptophyta; Magnoliopsida; Proteales; Proteaceae. The transcript has 7 exons.
AUGGAUGAGAAGGAUGAGUUGUCUGACUAUAAUCUUGAUGAGUCCCAUGGAUACAAACUUCAAGGUGAUGAUGGUUUUGAUAAAAGAGAAAGAAUAACUUUAGAGUGGGUUGCUGAGAAACUCUAUGAAGAGCUCAAGGCUGACCUAAGAAUGUCAAGAGAAGCCAUGUUAGCUAUUUUUCUAAAAAGAUUUGGACUUCAAGUUUCAUACAUGAAGCUGUGGAGGGCACGCAAGGUUGCCCAUGAAUGGAAUGAAGGUAAUCAUGUAGAGUCUUAUGCAAUGUUACCUAGCUAUGCAAGGCUGGUUGUGCAAACAAAUCCUGGUAGCAUGUUCAUACUUCAAUAUGAGGACAGACAAGUGGAUAUGUCAACUAAUCCAGUCUUCAAGAGAUGUUUUGAAUGUUACAAAACAUGUAGAGAUGGUUUUGUGAAUGGUUGUAGAAAGUUUGUUGAACUUGAUGGCUGCCACCUUAAGGGUAGAUUUGGAGGGGUGUUGUUAUCAGCUAUAGCAGUUGAUGGGAACAACUCCAUAUUCCCACUUGCAUUUGGAGUGGUAGAAAUUGAAAACAAAUCCAGUUGGAGUUUUUUUUUGGAUUGUUUGCAUGAUGCUCUAGGGGAUGCAAGUGAUAACAACACAUUGACUUUUAUGUCAGAGAACCAGAAGGGAUUGGCAAAGAUUAUUGAUGAACUCUUCCCGUAUUCUAAUAUUAGAUGUUGCAGUAGACAUCUAUACCAGAACUUCAAGGCAAAGUUCCCUGGAUCUAUAUUGAGAAGAUAUUAUUGGGCAGUUUCUGAAACAUCUACUUUGGUGCUAUUUCAAAAGGCAAUGGAUACCAUUAAAUCCAUUGACAAUGCAGCCUAUGAAUGGUUGAAUAGGAAAUCACAUACAUUAUGGUCUAGGCAUGCAUUUGAUUUGAGAUGUAAGAAUGAUUUUAUUACAAACAAUCUCACUGAGAGUUUUAACAAUUGGGUUGGAUCUUUGAAGAGCAAGCCAGUAUUGAAUUUACUUGACUCCUUCAGGAUGAAGGUGAUGGAGAGAUUAUACAAUAGGUACCAAAAGGGUUGCCCAUAUGAAAGUAUAAUCACCCCUAAGGUGUUGCACAAAACAGCAACUAUUAAAGAACAGUCCAUACAUUGCCAUGUCUUUGUAUCUUCUCCAUAUGAAUUUGAAGUUGCAGAAAACUUUGUCAAAAAGUUUGUGGUUAAUUUGAAAAAGAGACGUUGUAUAUGUAGAGUAUGGGAGUCUAAUGGGGUGCCAUGUAAGCAUGCAGCUGCAGCAAUCUCAUACAAGAGAGGGAUUGUUGAAGAUUACUGUGAUGAAUGUUACAGUAAGCAGAGACCUCAUAAGAACAAGAGGAGGGAACCUGAUGAGGGAGCUCUUGCAGAUUUUAGAAAGAGAAGUAGGACUGUCAGAUGUGAUAGUUAUAAAGGACUUGGACAUAACAAGAGGAGAUGUGAGAGAGCUCCAGUCAAGGAGAAGGGGGCAUCUUCUUCUACUACUUCAAGGUCCAAAAAGGUUGAUGGGAACUGUAAAGGACUUGGACAUAACAAGAGGAGAUGUGAGAGAGCUCCAGUCAAGGAGAAGGGGGCAUCUUCUUCUACUACUUCAAGGUCCAGAAAGGUUGUAUAUGGGUCUUCAAACAAUGUCAUGUAUUUUGAAGUUUUAGUGCUUUGUGGAUGUAGGUUGAUGGGAACAAUUUUAGGAUGUUUGAAAGUUUUAGUGUUUGAUGGUGGAAUUAUGUGGAACGUUGUAAAUUUUGUCUUGUUUUAG